AUGGCGUGGUAUCCACCCUUCGGCCACCCAGCAUACAGUCAGCACGCCGACGACGACGAUCCCGAUACACCUCGACCAUACCAUUAUCUGCCCUGGAGACCAGCAUUCGGUGCACUCUCCAACCACAAUCAAUUGCAGCCAGAGCCCGACGCACAGCGCAUGCAGACACCCAACCUCAACAAUGACAUCUUCCACUAUCCACCACCACCGCAGCAGCAGCAGCAGCCGCAGCAGCUCCAACCAGCACAUUUCGGCGACUUGACCAACUUCAAUGCCUACCCGUUCGCGCCGGUCUUGAAUGGCGCAUAUCCACUGCCCGUCAUGCCGCAGCUCCCGCGCGGUGAGCCGAGCGUGCCACUGCCUCCACUUCGAGCCCCUGCCUCAGUGGCUCCAGUCACCAGAGCUUCCGGCCCCAUGAGUUCGACUGUACACCUCAAGCCGCGUCCCAAACCAGGCCGCAAGCCGAUCGCAGAGGAUGACCGGGUCAAUAUCCGCCGCCAGCAGAAUCGUCAAGCUCAGCGCAAUUUCCGCGACAAGCGCCAGCAGAAGCUCGCCGACACCAUGACAGAGUUGCAAGACAAUAAGAAGGAUUAUGAGAGCCAAAUCAACGAGAUGCGCCGACAAUCUGCCCUUGACGUAGCCGCAGCCAGGAAAGCUGCACGAACUGCCAUGCAAGAAGCGGCGACGUUGAAGCGACGCUAUAGUAUGCGCGACGAACACGUUGCCUUGCCCCAGCAUUCGCGACCGCCAUAUACGCGCCGCAAUCCCAACCUCGCCGUCGACACAGCCCUCACCACCGCUGCCCCUCGCGGCUACGGCUUUGAUCCGUAUGUCGUCACGCCACCCACCGACAGCGCCAUCAGCAACGAGAUCGACUUCACAUCUUACGGACGCAGACGCUCGCAACGCCACUCCCGCACUCUGAGCGGUAGCAGCCUGAACGGCAUGCAGGUAGAGGAUAUGUGUGGCUUCUGUACCGACUCCGCUAACUGUGUCUGCCGCACUAAGAUGACAGCCAACGAUCCUACGCGCACUGGCGGGCCCGGCAGCUGCGAGGCUUGCCAAAACGACCCGGUCGUGAAGGCCAAGUGUUUGGCACUGUUCGAGGCCACGUCUGUGGUCGAUGAGACCGCUUCUCCUAAUACAUCCACCAUGGCUUGCGCCGAAGUCUUGAACCAGAUGCAGGCUGCUUCGGCUGAAGAGGUUCGAGUCCGGGAUAUUCAGCAGCGGCUUGGUAGAGGCGAAUUAGACUCGUACAUGAGUAUGACUGGACCUGGAUUCGAGAUCGAGUCACACACGGCCGCGAAGAUCCUGCAGAGCUUCAAGACGAAUGGUUCAUACUAG
Recurvomyces mirabilis is the source of this 1344-nucleotide messenger RNA. RefSeq lists its product as uncharacterized. Bases 1 to 1344 code for a protein of 447 amino acids. Gene Ontology annotation, biological process: regulation of DNA-templated transcription. The transcript has 2 exons. The record is from RefSeq and is a predicted model, not a curated record. Gene Ontology annotation, molecular function: DNA-binding transcription factor activity. Lineage: Eukaryota; Fungi; Ascomycota; Dothideomycetes; Mycosphaerellales; Teratosphaeriaceae.